Messenger RNA from Spirodela intermedia, 7651 nucleotides. Lineage: Eukaryota; Viridiplantae; Streptophyta; Magnoliopsida; Alismatales; Araceae. The record is from the annotation of a GenBank genome assembly.
AUGACCCUCUCAUCGUCGAUGAGGUGUUCUUCUAAGAGGGACUUCAGACUGCAGAACCACAAGAGAGGGCACAGCUUUGAUAGUGGAUUAACUAUCAAACUCAAAGAAGAUGAUCUCCUUCUGUUUAGUGAUAUGCAGAUGAGAGAGAGUGAAAACUUCUUGUUGAAUUCAAGUGAUGAUUUUGAUGACUCAUUGGGUAAUUAUCCUGUCCAGAAUACUUACGUGCAUUGCUUAUUCUUUCUUAAUGCUAUAAGUUUACUCUUUUAAACUAAAGCAUCUUCCUUGCGUUGCUGGUAUGUUUCCCUCGUGUAUCAGCAAAACUGAAAUACAGUUCCGAUUUCAAGCUAAAUAUUCCAGUCCGUGGGGAGAGCAAUGAUCUGCUGAAUGUCGGUUCUGAAAAGAAUGAUUAUGAUUGGUGAGUCGUACUUGUCGCAUUAAAGUCAAAUGUUAUAAUCAGAUCCCCCCCCACUAGAUUUCAGUGGUCUUAUUUAGCUUGAUACUCCUGUCAAUCUUGUACCUUUUACAUUCUGGGUAGUGAAUCACGUCUUAUACCAAAUCUGAACGUUGAUUAAUCUCUCUUGUCUAAAUUCAUCAUACUUGAACAUAUGACAUUGACCUGGGUGCAACUCUGAAGCAUUUAGAAGUUCGACGUGAUGCGUUCAGGUAGAAACAUCUUCAUAUACUAGGGAGAUAUACAAGGGUGAAAAAUUCUGAUCUUUAUUGACUUGAACUGCUUCAGUAUUUUCCUGAAAUGCAAUUUCUUGAAACUUAGUUGUUGUACCUCAUCAAUGUAUUUCGUAAGUUUUGACUAGGACGGGGAAUUUUAUUUUUAACAAAUAGAGAUAAAAAACAGAAAAUUAUUCAAUUAUUCUAAAAUCUUAACAUUUCUGAGAAGGCAGCGAAAUAUUUUAUUUUAAUAUUUUAUAAUGUAAUAAUGAGUGAUUACAAGCUGUAAUUAAUCUAAUCCGUAUCUUAAGGUAAAAAUGCUUCUGGAAUUUUUUUUUUUUUUGUAACGACGACAGAAAAUGUAUGCUACAUUUCAAAUGAAUGUUGCCAUGUUCCACAUUUAGGCUUUGGAAAAGGGUAUGCUUUUUCAUUUUUCUAGUUGUUUUUUCAUAAAUGUAAUGAUUAUGCCAUACUCUCAUUGUAAUGAAACAGGCUUUCAACACCACAUGGAUCUCAUAUUUUUCUAUAACUGAGUAAGUAACCAGGAGAAGCUAAUUUCGAUUGUGUAUAUAGCAUAACACCUAUGCUCUUCAAUGUUUGUUGCAUCAUGGAUGCUAGUUUGAUGAUUGAGUUCAGAUGUAUGUAGUUGUGCGCUUCAUAUUGGUUUUGGCAGAGAUCUCUUUGCUGUUGCUAUUUAUAUUUAGAGAUAAUGACCAUGAGAUGCUAUUCGUCUGAUUAAGCAGGCUUUUAACGCCUCCAGAAACUCCUCUUUUCUCAUCUCUGGAUGAUGAAGAUCUGGCUUCCGCUAACUUGGUUUCUAGGGGCAGGUCUCGAGCCCAACCAAUUCCCAUUUCGACAUCUAGUUCGGUAAGUGUCAUGGUUUUUUUGCUAGUCCAUUUCGACAUCUAGUUAUGUUCAGACUGAGAAUAGUGAGACAUUUGUUCACGUCUAAUUCUUAAUUGUCAAACAUCCCUCAAUCCAAGUUCUUCUAUGUUCACAGACAGGGAAAGGUCAUAGGGCAGGUAGAAGCAGUGCAAGCCCAAGUCGGUCAAGUCCAUCUCCUCGAUCUGGUAAUAAACAGCCUCAGUUGAGAGGAAGGCCAUCUUCUGCUCGUAGUGCCAGCCCUGCCGUAGUUUUGCAUCCAACAACACCCUCAAGAAGAUCAACUACUCCCCAGAAUAGACCCUCAACUCCGACUCCAAGGUCUUCAACACCGACACACAGAAGAACUAGUAGUGGAUCAAGCAGUAGCGUAGCCUCUUUUGGGAGAACGGGAACUUCCCCAGUGAAGGCAAGUAGGGGAAAUUCUGCAUCUCCAAAGUUACGUGAAUGGCAAAUGAGCUUUCCAGGGCUCCCUUCAGAACCACCUCCUAACCUUCGAACUUCUCUCUCUGAUCGGUCUGCGUCACAUGCAAGGGAUUCUUCACCAUUAUCUAGAAAUGGAAGGAAAGUGUCUCUGAAAAGUAGCAGGCAAUCAAUAUCACCAACUGCUUCCAGAAGUGUCAGCUCCUCACAAAGUAAUGAUCGAGACCAUUUCAGUUCCCGGAGUAAAGGUUCUGUUACAUCAUCCUGUGAUGAUGACGUGGACAUCACGUACCCUGUCAAUGUGGGGUUCUCAUCCCGGCCCACAUUAAGAAACAAUGGAAAUUUUGCCAGCAGCAGAAACACAACAAUUUCAAAGAAGCCAUCUCGGACAAUAACUUCAGAUUUGGCUCCAAAAGGUUCAUUUAGUGCUGACCAUCGACAUAUGGUAUGCAUAUCAUCUUGAAUUUUCAUUAUUUUGAAUCAAAUUUCACUGUUUGAUUUUUGAAAAUUGAAAACAUAUAUAAUUCGAAUAUGGAAAAGUACUUAGUCUGAAUUGAAUUUUCUAUAUUGGGAACCUAUUCUUUAUUGCUGUGCUUUAACUUCUACUGGCAGAACAAGGGGUAUUGAAUUGAAUGCGCAAGUUUCGUAAAUUCAUUUGGACAAUAGCAGUGGUAUAUUAUGUUUGUACUAAAUGUGCAAGGUUAUUUUUGUGCUGUCAAACUCUGAUAUUGUGGAUUUAAACCCGUCAGAGCCUUUUGAAAUCCCAAGUUUAUUGCAAGGUUAUGUUUGAUACUGUGCCUGUGGAAAGAGAAAAUUUCGCAAUGUUUACCGUGAUUGGCUUGGUUGCAGCUGUUUUAUUCUCAGUUGUAGACUUUCAAUUUUUCAUUCUUUUUGUUCAAGAAUGAAGCAAUGCCCCUAUGCCACGAGGUCCCUAUAGACAAGGGGGCAUGUGAAUCAUUGCUAUUUUUUACUUGAGUGUUUACAAUAACAGUGGAUGUUCUGUGUUCAAGUUGCACAUCAUCUGAUGGGCUUAUUUUUGUAAGGGCACCUAUGUUUCCAUUCUUGGAAUACAUGCAAAUAUUUUGGGAGAAUUAGUGUAAAUUCUAUUGGAUUUCUGUGUGCAUGUGCGUCAAAAUGAGCGUCUAGGUUAUGGUCGGGUGCUGUCAAGCUGCUAUGCCAUUAUGCUGUCCAAAUCUUUUCUGUAGAAAGCACAAGUUGAAUGAUGUCCGUGGAUUUUCUAUUUCAUUUUUUACUGUUUUUGUCCUUUGUAUUUUUUUUAUCUUCGGUAUAUGAAUGUGCCCAUAGACAUUGAGGAUAUUCAUUACAUAUUUUUCCACUCUCCCUUAGUGUAAACUUACCUCUUCGAUUUGGUAAAUAAUAGCCCCUUGAAUGUUAUCCAUUUUUCUCACCAGUCUUUUUUGUGUCCAUCUCUGUUUUCAGGAUCAAUGCAGAACUCCUCACAACAUGUUCAGACCACUUUUGUCAAGUGUCCAUCAUAGUAGUUUCCAUACUACGAAAUCAAACACCAUGCACCGUCCUUUAUUUUCUUGGAAUUCUUCUCUGACAACUAGCAGCAAUGCAAGCUCUGAUCAAGGAGCUAGUGUUGCACCUGAUACUGAGGGCAGUGACCAUGACCAAAAUGAUCUUGUUGUCGAAUGGGAUACAAUACCAAAUGCUGAAGUGCAAGAUGAGAUAUUUAAAUUGGACGAGGCAGACAGAACUGAAGAUAUUGGGGACAAAGUUAACGGAGUGGAACCUAAAACUGUUCCCGGAGAAUUUGAUAAAAGGACAGAGAGGAACACUGAGGUUAAGGAAAUUGGACAACAGUCUUAUGAUCUUGAUGAUAAAUCAUGUGGAAAGCCUUCAUCCGAGUUUCCAUGUCCUGUGCAUGACUUUUCUGAGGUCGAAUGUACUACUGCAUUGACUGUUUGCUCCAAAUACAAUGAAAGCUCUCAAACAUUUGAAAUAUCUGAUGUCAAGGUUGCUAUUUGCCAAAAAUGCAUUGAGAGACAUGAAAAUGUUAUGGAUGGGACAUAUACUCCGGGAUUUCCAGAAACCGUGCCACAUAUUUCUCAAAACCUGCGUCAUCACCAAAGUGUGAAUGCAUUUAUAUCUGAAUUAAGUGAGAGAUCUCAUCUCGGAAGUGAUGUGCCUCAAAUAUCUGAAAUUAAUAAUGAAAAUUUCAUUGGCCAGCUACAAAAAGUGGAACCAGAUUCUAAAUACUCACCCGAUGCAAGUCCCAUUGAGUUUUGCAGAGAUGAAAAAUCAGAGCAAAAUCUUAGGGAUGAGUUAGAAUUUCAAAAUACAGGUGAAAACUUUCAGCAAUUUAAUCCCUUUGGUUCCUGUCAGAAGUCAAGAGUAUGCUCUCCAGAAGGAGCUGGUAUCUCAGUUUUAUUAGAAAGGUCUAGCAGCAGUAAAGGACUAGUUAUUCAAGGACGGCCUCUUACUGCUGCUAGUGUAUGUUGUGUAGAGCCAUCCUCCAUAGGGAACAGUGUGAAUAUUUCGAAAAGCAUUCCCGCGUGGGCCGGUUCUACGGAAUGUUCGUCUGUUAAUGUGGGGUUGCCGUGGCAUACUGAAACUCAGAAACAGGUAAGCAAUUCAACUGCUAACUUGUGCACUCCAAGUGAACAUGGUCUAGGAUCUCAAACUACUGAGAUAUUUCCAUCUGAAAGCUCGUGUAAUCUACAUGGAGAUAUGGGUUGCAUAGAUAAUAAGUCUCUAUGCUCCAUGAAUGAUGUGAAUGCUUUGAAAGUUCAUGUCACGCAAGAAAGUUUCUCAGCUUUCUUAGCCACUGAUCUGGGUUCUCUGAGACGAUCGGAACCUUACAGUCCGUGUCAGUUGGACAGUCUGAUGAAUGGCAGAGGGUAUCUUACUUCGAAGCAUGGGACUAAUGACAGUGCCCUCUUAGCAGCUUCAAAUAACUUACCUGUGAAUCUGGCAACUCAUAUGAGCAGGCAUGAAGGAAUUUUUGAUGUCUCUACGGAGAGAAUGCAAUAUGAGCCACAUGAAGAGCCCUUGUCAGUUACUGAAGAACAAAUGGAACCUCUGGAGAAGACUAAAUCUUUUAGUACACAUUCCUCAGCCACUGAGAGCACCAUUCCAAUGGGAGAUGAAUGUAGUUGUAGUGAAAGUUGCAAAAGUGCUACCGUACCCAAGUUGGUGUCCGAAGCACAAUGUUCUCCUUUGGAGGAUGUGCCAGUUAAGGUUAUUCUAAACAAUGACGGCCAUAUUUUACUCAAUACUUCCACCACUCAAAAAGACAUGACAAUUGACACCUGGGAUCCAUGCCCAAUCAAAACAUGUGAGACAAGCUCAUCAGGAGUGAAAGAUGUAUCUUCUCAAAGUAUGAGUAAUAUUGUAGGUUCCUCCUGUGCUCAUUCUGUUUCUCCAACUUCAGAGAAGGACAAGCUGGUUUCUGGUUUGGAAUCCCAGAAUAUUGAUUAUGAUAAUGACAACUAUGGUAUGCAGUUUCCCCUACCUCUUGUUUCCUAUAGUUUAUAUCCUGAUUGUAAUGUUUUGAUAUUGAGUUUUCUUGCCUAUAAUUUCUCUCUUUUAAAUAAGCGAUGUUGUUAUUUCUCAACCUGUGUGACCCCUGCUAGGUUUCAGUCCUGGGUUUGUCCUCCAGUGUCUCAAGUUUGUCAGUAGCACGAAUUGUGCAUACCGGAUGGAUAUUUGGUACAUAAGCAUUUUUAUUAGAAACCGACCUGCUGCCACAGCUAGGAGGGUCUUAGAAGCUCGCCCUCAAGGAAACUAGUUGCUUGGUUUGGUGCACUUAGGGAGCGGUAGUUUGGACUCUAGGCGGGGCUGGGAGGUAGCUUUCAUCUGUUUCUUGAUAAGUACUAGGAUUCUUGUUCUCUAUCUCUAUCGGAUCUACUACUACGUUUUCUACAUCAUUUGAAAUUAAUUUUGGUUUUCUUUUACCAUAAGCCUUUAGUGGUAGCCGAAAGUUAAUUUUGACCUCGGGCUGAAGUUUUUCGUAUUCCUGUAUGGACUCAAUCAUCUAAUUUCAUUUGGUUUAGACUCCCAGCAUCAAAUGCAACUGUGUGGAUGUGCUUGAAUAGAGCUAUGGGCAUAGUUGUCUUCAUUUUUGGGCAUAUUUUAUGUAAUUCCUAUACUUCACUUGCUUUCUGUGAAAUGCUAUUAUUUCAAUUAACUUUUUAAGGCGCUAAGUGGUAUAGGAACAAUGAGUUCGUAUUGCGUACCCUGCCAUGCAAGUACCAUUGAUGAUUUUCAUAAAAAAGUAGUUUAAUACUUAAAGUUUCUUUAUCUAUGUCGUUGCGCUGGCUGUAGAAGUCAAAAUUUUAAAUGAGUCGGAUCAAUCUGGUUUGAGCUGAGUUAGUUUUGGGGAUCUCAAGGCGGACCUCUGGAAAGAUGGGUAUGCGAUUGGUACAUCAUGGAUUAAUAACGAAUCCACAAUCUAUCUGGUUGUUGAUUGAGAUUCUACAAUGCCACACCUUUAUGAAGAUUCAAGAAAAUAAUCCUUACUCUUAAGUCAUUUUUUCUGGAUUAAGUGUUUCAUCAGGAAAUAAGAAAUAGAAACAUGAAAACGAAUGCUUUGUAUUUCUGAAGUUAUAUGCUAAUGAUCAUUUUUAAGAUCCAGAAAGGAAGGGCUCAAUCUGAGGCCUUUAUUUUGUAACCCAUCUCCAGUUUUCUGAAGGUACACGUUUCUGUUGCAAAACCUGGGGAACAUAUAGCAGGGCAAUGAACUUAUUAUUUCUUCGGCUAGGGAACUAAACCUCUUGAAAUAAGAAAGAGUGCAUCCUCGGGGACAUGUUUCUGCAAAGUGGAAGGAAUAAAGCAGACCAGCUAAGAGUUUUCAGUCGCACAAAGCCAAGGGGAUAAACGUAUUGUUUUAUGCUAGAACCAAGCUCAUCAAGCGAAUCAUGAUUGUUAUUACAGAAAAGUAACUGCGUAGGAGCUGCCCAUGUAGGCAGGUGGUCAUCGGUAUGGGUUGUGAUGGUGCAUCGGGUGCAGCUGUAUGGAUAAACACCGUUUUUUCUCUGACUUGGGAUUGAUUUAAUUUGAGUUGGCAUCCAAGAACACAUUUUGCCGCAUGAAUUUUCUUUUACCUUCCAUCUCUAACGGUAUGGGUACACCAAUUCGGAGCUCCUGUUCGUUUUCAUUACCGAAGAAGUAAUGAAAAUAAAGUUUAUACAUUGUUGAUAUCAUCCUAUUUCAAGUUUAUCUAAAUCUUUCUGUAGCUCUGUGGAUUUUACCAUCUUCAUCUCAUGAUAAGGUUCUUCAUUCGACAGGAGAAUCAACCAUCGCAGUUCAUGGCCCAGGAGGGAGCAAAUCUAGAAGUCUAACAUUGGAAGAAGCGAGGGAUAGUAUACUUUUCUGUAGUUCUAUUAUUCACGAUCUCGCCUUCAAGGCAGCUGCCAUGGCGAUAGAAAAGGAAGACUCAUUAUCAACACAAGAAAUCAGUCUUCCUGCUGUAAUGCUCCUCGGGAAGUCUACUUCUGAAGAAAGAAAUAAGAUCCGCAGUAGACAAACAGCGAAGCCGAAACAGACCAAAAGAAAGAGCUCGGAAGCAGAGGCAAUGCCCCCUUCUGCAGAACCAGCAACCAGUGUGAAGAUCCCCGAGGAGGCAUCAUCAGUUGUGAGACCCAAGCCUCCCAACAAGCUUGACAGCAUGAAGCCUCCGAAGCUGGAGUCAAAGUGCAAUUGCACCGUGAUGUAG